This is a messenger RNA of Trichechus manatus latirostris (Florida manatee), 3332 nucleotides long. It is a transcript of the gene TCF25, whose product is annotated as transcription factor 25. Gene Ontology annotation, molecular function: protein binding. The transcript has 17 exons. The record is from RefSeq and is a predicted model, not a curated record. NCBI's taxonomy places the organism in Eukaryota, Metazoa, Chordata, Mammalia, Sirenia, Trichechidae. Gene Ontology annotation, cellular component: RQC complex. Bases 1329 to 3332 code for a protein of 667 amino acids.
ACGCCCUGAGUUUGGACUUCUAGCCUACUAGACUGUGAGAAAAUAAAUUUCUCUUUGUUAAAGCCAUCCACUUAUGCUAUUUUUGUUAUAGCAGCACUAGAUGACUAAGACAUUGAGAAUGGCACAAGGUAUGUAUUUCUGGGGUGAUGGAAAUGUUCUAUAUCUUGAUAAGCAUGUGGGUUGCACACUUGUAUGCAGUUGCCAGAACUCAUUGAACUGUACAUUCAUUGCACGGUAUGUAAGUUAUACCCCAGUUUUUUUAAAAAAGUCAGGUCUCUCCCCCAAAUUUUAUAAAACUUCAGCCCAGUAUUUGGUUAAGUGUCUGAGCCUUGUCUGUGGGGUGCCAGUGAACACGUGUGGUGGACAAGAGCUUAGUCUGUCAAACCUCUAGGAAUGCCCCUCAUUUGAGACCUUGAAACUGAUGGAGGUAACAGCUUUUGGAUAGCAAAAAUUUAUUUAAGGAUAACUGAGAGGCAUUUUGUGCUGGUGCAUGCCAAUAUGGAAGGGCACCGUCAGCCAAGCUCCUCUUGUCAUAAAGAAACAACACUGGGUGGGUCAUCAAGUAUCAGCGAGUUCCCUGUGUAUGGAGUCAGAACUUUUCUCCGUUGAAGUUUAGCAUAGCUUAGAGCUUCUUAAGAAUUUGCAUUUCUCAGAAUGCCUUAAGUUUCCAAAAGGGGCUCACAGAGUAAGAUUUUUUUUCUAGGGACUUAACUUUUUUCAUUGACAGUUGUGCUCCUAAGAUUCAUCCAUGUUGUGCGUGCCGCUGGGUUCAUUCAUCUCACCCUGUAGGAGGCUCCACUGUGUGAAUUGUGAUUAUUUUCAUAUAUUGCUUUUAUUAUCAGGAAAAAAGUCAACAAGACAGUCCUUGCCCCUGAGGUCGGUUGGGGCUUAGGUGUGCUCUUUCCCAGGUUUUUGUCCUGUCUGCUCCCACUGGUAAGCAGAGGCUUGAGUGGACAGGAGGAGGAAAGAACGGGAAUGCAUUGACUGAACAUUUGUGUUUUUAAAAUCCUAGGGCUAUGUGAUGCUUAGUGAAGAGGGAUAAAUUGGUAAUGCUCAGGGAAGACAGAUAGCCAGAUGGCCCACUGUCCCCGUAUUCUAGACUCAUUUGCAGAAGUAGCCCUGAGCCAGGACUUGUUCAAAAGAGCACGACAGAGUUGUCACGCAGGGCGCAGGUUUGCCUGUGUGUGUCGCUGCUGUGUCGACACAGACAUCUGCUGUUCUUUCUGUUCCUCCUAUGCACUACCUGUAACUAGCCUUAAGUGUGUGUGACUUCCUGCUUGCGUUCUGUCACCUGUAUCUCAGUACCACUGUUUAAGCAUGACUGUAGCAUGCAGGUAAUGCCACUGUAUCCCUCACUUCUCCUCUCACAGAUAAACACUGAAGAACUCGAGGAGGAGCCCGUGGUGAAUGGGGACAAGUCAGACUGCAUGCCCACAGACACCGUGGUUUCAGGGAACAAAGGGAGAGCUAAACAUGGAAACACAGAGACCAAGAAGGAUGGAGAAGGGGUUGAGAAGGCAGCAGCCUCUGAGCAGUCUAAUUCAAGCGGCAAACUCCGAAAGAAGAAAAAGAAACAGAAGAAUAAGAAAAGCACGACAGGAGAGACUUUGGAAAACGGGCUGGAAGAUAUUGACCGCAUCUUAGAGAGAAUUGAGGACAGAGGUGGGUUGGCCCGGCCUGGCCCACCACCCCUGAGCUCCAGGAAGCACGUGCUCCACGUGGAGCACAGGCACUUGAAUCCAGACACAGAACUGAAGAGGUACUUUGGUGCUCGGGCGAUCCUGGGGGAGCAAAGGUCUCGGCAGAGACAGCGCGUGUACCCUAAGUCCAUGUGGCUGACGACCCCCAAGAGCACUUGGCCCCGGUACUCCAAACCAGGUCUCUCGAUGCGGCUGCUGGAGACGAAGAAAGGGCUCUCUUCCUUUAUGUUUGAGCACAGUGAAGAGUACCAGCAGGUGCAGCACAAAUUCCUGGCAGCUGUGGAGUCCAUGGAGCCCAACAACAUUGUGGUCCUGCUCCAGACGAGCCCCUACCACGUCGACUCACUCCUGCAGCUCAGUGAUGCCUGCCGGCUCCAGGAGGACCAGGAGAUGGCCCGAGACCUCAUAGAGAGGGCACUGUACAGCAUGGAGUGCGCAUUCCACCCCCUGUUCAGCCUCACCAGUGGGACCUGCCGGCUGGAUUACCGCAGACCCGAGAAUAGGAGCUUUUACCUGGCGCUGUACAAGCAGAUGGUCUUCCUAGAGAAGAGGGGCUGCCCACGCACAGCCCUGGAGUACUGCAAGCUCAUCCUGAGCCUGGAGCCGGACGAGGACCCCCUGUGCAUGCUGCUGCUGGUGGACCACCUGGCGCUGCGGGCCCGCAGCUACGACUACCUGAUCUUCCUCUUCCAGGAUUGGGAGGCUCAUCGGAACCUGUCCCAGCUCCCAAAUUUUGCCUUCUCCGUGCCAUUGGCAUACCUCCUGUUGAGUCAGCAAGCUGACCACCCACAGCAUGAGCGCAGUGCCGCUAGGGAGAAAGCUUCGGUCCUGAUCCGGCAGGCACUCACCAUGUUCCCUGGAGUCCUCAUGCCGUUGCUGGAGUAUUGCAGCGUGCGGCCCGAUGCCACCGUUGCCAACCACCACUUCUUUGGACCCAACGCCCAGAUCAGUCAGUCGCCUGCGCUGAGCCAGCUGGUGACCCUGUAUCUCGGGAGAUCGCACUUUCUCUGGAAAGAACCCGCCAUCAUGAGCUGGCUGGAGGAGAAUGUCCACAAGGUGGUGCAGGCAGUGGACUCCGGGGACCCCGCCGUGGCCGCCUGCGAGAGCAGGCGGAGGGUGCUCUACCAGCGUGCACCCAGGAACAUCCACCGCCACGUGGUUCUCUCCGAGGUCAAGGAGGCCGUAGCCACCCUGCCCCCGGAUGUGACUACACAGUCUGUGGUGGGCUUUGAUCCUCUGCCUCCUAUGGACACCAUCUACUCCUACGUCAGACCUGAGAGGCAAACUCCUGUUGGCCAGGCGAAUACAGUGGCACUCUUCUUCCGGUCCUUGUUGCCAAAUUACACCACGGAGGAGGACAGGUUGCAAGAAGAGCGGCUGGAGGAAGAAGGAGGAGGCAUAGCCGAUGGCCUAGACCGCGUCCAGGGCCUGAACAGGCUGAUGAUAGCUGUGCGUGAAAUGAUGGCCAACUUCCAAUUCAAUGACCUGGACCUACCGCGCCGGGAGAACUGGGAGAAUCCUGAGAACCUGGAGAACCCUGAGGGCCAGGGCGGGGGCCAGAGUGAGGGCCAGGGGGAGGGGGAGGGGGAGGGGGAGAGCGAAGGCCAGGGUGAGGAGGGGGAGUGGGACUGA